Messenger RNA from Orycteropus afer afer, 1913 nucleotides. RefSeq names its product GA binding protein transcription factor subunit beta 2 (gene GABPB2). Lineage: Eukaryota; Metazoa; Chordata; Mammalia; Tubulidentata; Orycteropodidae. The record is from RefSeq and is a predicted model, not a curated record. Gene Ontology annotation, molecular function: protein binding; transcription cis-regulatory region binding. Gene Ontology annotation, cellular component: nucleus. Gene Ontology annotation, biological process: positive regulation of transcription by RNA polymerase II.
AUGAAGCUCAGGGAUGUAUAGUCCUUUUCUUCGAAUGAGAAUGUGGGCUUUGUCAUAAUUUACUUCCACGGAUUCCUCCGCCAGAAAUUGUCUUUGCUGCGCCUUCACUUCCGGGUCUGCCAUUUUGUUGCCUCCAUUUCUCCACGAGGGGGGGUUAAAGGCCCCCAAAAUACGCAUAUAUGAAAAGGCCAAAAAGUAACCGUCACUGACAGGGAGUCUUAACUAGAGAAGGAAACGGGACCAAACUGGCGGGCUUGGUGAAAGCGCAGCCGACAGCGUCCCGGACGAGGAGAUGUCUUUGGUGGACUUGGGGAAGAGGUUGUUAGAAGCAGCAAGAAAAGGUCAAGAUGAUGAAGUAAGAACACUGAUGGCAAAUGGCGCCCCAUUCACCACAGACUGGCUUGGAACAUCACCCCUCCACCUUGCAGCCCAGUAUGGUCAUUAUUCCACAGCAGAAGUGCUCCUUCGAGCAGGAGUUAGCAGGGAUGCCCGGACCAAAGUGGACAGGACCCCCUUGCACAUGGCUGCAGCUGAUGGACAUGCGCACAUCGUGGAACUGCUUGUUAGGAAUGGUGCAGAUGUGAAUGCCAAGGACAUGCUGAAGAUGACAGCUUUGCACUGGGCCACAGAGCACCACCAUCGACAUGUUGUGGAGCUGCUUAUCAAGUAUGGAGCUGAUGUCCAUGCUUUCAGCAAAUUUGAUAAAUCUGCCUUUGACAUAGCCCUGGAAAAAAACAAUGCUGAGAUACUGGUCAUUCUCCAGGAAGCAAUGCAGAAUCAGGUGAAUGCUAAUCCUGAGAGAGCCAACCCUGUGACUAACCCGGUGACUAUGGCUGCUCCAUUCAUCUUCACAUCGGGAGAAGUUGUAAACCUCGCUAGCCUUGUUUCUUCAGCCAACACCAAAACAACCUCAGGUGACCCCCAUGCCUCAACAGUACAGUUCUCAAAUUCUACCACCUCAGUGCUGACCACUCUUGCAGCUCUUGCUGAGGUAUCAGCCCCCCUCUCCAAUUCACACAGAGCCACAGCCAAUUCAGAGGAAAUUGUUGAAGGAAAUUCUGUUGACUCAUCAAUCCAGCAAGUAGUCGGAAGUGGAGGCCAGAGGGUCAUCACCAUAGUGACUGAUGGAGUCCCUCUGGGUCAUCUCCAAACUUCAAUCCCUACUGGAGGCAUUGGCCAGCCAUUUAUUGUAACUAUGCAAGAUGGGCAGCAAGUUCUAACUGUACCUGCUGGUCAGGUUGCAGAGGAGACUAUAAUUGAAGAGGAAGAAAAAGAAACAGAGAAAUUGCCACUGACUAAGAAACCAAGGAUAGAAGAGAUAACAAACAAUGUGGAGGAAAGUAAGGAAGGCAGUGAAAGAGCCCUACUACAGCAACAGCUCCAGGAAGCCAAUCGAAGAGCUCAGGAAUACCGACACCAGCUCCUAAAGAAAGAGCAAGAGGCAGAACAGUACCGCCUCAAGCUGGAGGCUAUGGCCCGACAACAGCCCAAUGGAGUUGAUAUCACCAUGGUUGAAGAGGUGGCUGAGGUAGAUGCUGUAGUUGUCACAGAGGAGGAGGUAGAAGGGAGAGGGACAGAAAUGAUUGGGGUACCAGAGACCAUGGAGCCUCAUACCGGAGUUUCCAUACAAACAGUUUCAUCUUAACACGCAAGAGCCACAACUUGCACUAUGCCCAUCUUUUUCACUUUUAAAAAGAAAAUACAGGGGCAAACAUUGUAUGAAAAUUAAGAAUGUCCUUAAGAAGAAAACUAUAGCAGGGUAUCAUGCUUAGGCUCAGGAAAGCUCUCUAUGCAACUGGAAAAUUCAAAGCCAAGUUUAGGGACACUUUUUCUGAGGGCCCAAAAGAAUAAGGACCAAAUUACUCAAUUCACGUUAUUACUUGAAGAAUAGAGGUGAAAAAAUGCUGGAUAUU